Molecule: messenger RNA, 3993 nt
Organism: Caenorhabditis auriculariae
Lineage: Eukaryota; Metazoa; Nematoda; Chromadorea; Rhabditida; Rhabditidae
Source: the annotation of a GenBank genome assembly
AUGAAUCAUGAAAAGCUACAGAAAUCGUCAAAAACAGCCUUGAAAAAAAAGGUAACAGGUGGUUUUUUUUUUAGCAAACUCUUUUGUGAUUUUGAACAAAACAGAAAUUCAAUAAAAUCUACAAUCCCCUGAAAGUCAAUAUCAUCGGAACUGAUAAACAAGAAACCAGGAGAAGCUUGUGAUAGACAAAGAAAAAUAUGGUAAAAUUAGGAAAUAAACAAAAUUUCGAAAUGUUUGCAACGUGCAAUUUUGCGCCGAGUUCAAUGCAACUUCCGCAUUCACGGGCGCCAUUUCGAGCGCGGCAUCUUUUUUUUUCGCCUCGAAGUUUUUUCAGUCUUUUUGAAAUUUUGAAAUUGUUUUGUUGUUCUUUUAUCAAUCAGAAUAUUAUUCAGGGCUUCAACCGUUUAUGACGAACUUUUGCCGCACGCUCGGAAAAGCAGUGAGUCAUUUCUUUGUCUGAAAUCGUUGUUCUUCUUUUUUGGGAAUACUUGAAGUUGUCCGCUGCUGAUUCCCUUGCAGCCAUACGUGGUUCAGGCGGUUCUUUGUUUACGAAUAUGAAGCCCAACAACACUCGUAAGAAAAAUAUGUUGUUUUUGAUUAAUAAUAUUUUUUUAAGAUGAGGAAGAUGAAGAUGGAGUUGAAGAGCAGGUGGAGCUGGACAGACCGGUCUCGCCGGCCCCUGCUGCUGAGUCGGCAGAUACAACCGAGCCACCGGCCGGCGACGGACUUUCCGAAGAAGUUUUCGUCGUGGGCAAAAUCCUUGACCACAAGUUCAAACGUGGCGAUCUUAUGCUGAAGGUAUUGUACAUGGAGAACUCAGAGAUUUCAAUAUUCAUCUUUUUCGAAAAAAAUCAGUGAUAGGAAAGAGUUUUUUCUUCACUUUGUGCCAGUAAUCUAAAAAAAAAACCCCUGCUUGAUUUGCGAAGAAAGGUUUGCAUUUCAGACAUUUCUUUAUUUUUUAUUUUGGCGGGAAAGUCUUGUAUGCCUUAAAUAACACAGUGAAAGGGUUUUCGUCGCAAAACCUUGUUGAAAUUACGAGAUGCGCCUUUAAACUUUCCGACAAUUUUAUAGGAGCUCUUUUUUUUUCGUUUUCACAUUAGUUGCUUUUUUAUCGAUUGCAUCAUUGUAAACAUUCGUAAUGUUUCAAAUUGAUUCACCGUAAAAACCUUAAUUGAAUGUUGAACACUUGAAUAUAGCCUCAUUCUGCUUUAUGGGGAAUUCAAAGUAGAAGUAUAGCAUGAGUUAUGAUAAACUUUUAGGGCUCUUUUCUAUAAGAAUUUUAAAAUUUGCCUUUUAAGCAAUCCCGCACCGGUUUCGCAACAUUUGUAGCUUCUUCUAAUUUUUUUACUCUGAAAUGACUCAGCUUUUCCCCUUGUAGGUCUCCUGGGAAGGUUACUCGGCGGAGCAUGAUACCUGGGAACCCGAGGAAAAUAUUGCCACCUGUGCCAAGGAGGCCAUCGACGACUACAUGUUCACCCUUGACGACUCGGAGCGCAAUAAAAUUGCCUCCGAGAAGCAAAAAUACCUUGAAAAGGAGGUAGAAUCAUGGAAAGGCGCUGGGAUCUUCAACAUGAGAAUUUUCAGCGCCGUCGAUCCGAGAAGGCUGAGCGAAAGAAGCAUGAGAAGAAGGAGAAAAGGAGUAGCGCCAGGUUGAGCGCCACCCCGACUCCUAAAAGGUGCAGUCUUACCUGAAUCCUUGGGGAAUAAAGUCUGAAUUCAGUGAGAAACGGCGCGGACGUCCGCCAAAGGAAGACGGGAAAGCGGCCGACGAAAGUGGCGACUAUGAAUCGUUCCUGAAGAGCUCCUCGAAACGCAAGCGUCGCGAUUCCGGCUCUUCUGUGUUGGUUUUAAUCAGAUUUAUAGACCUGAUUUUUUUCAGAAGUUCAAUUUUUUUGCAGAGAGAAGUUGGGAAGAAAGAUUGUUCUUGGCGAAAUUCCAGGCCCCCCAUAAGGCAAAUUUCGAGGGGGCGGGUGGAAAUCAGAGACCUUUUAAUGGGGGAGGCUAUAUCUCAUUCUAAAAUUGCCCCCACAGUGUUAAGUUGGGGACGAUUCUAAAAAAACAAUCUUGAAGAAUACAGUUCUAGAAUCCCUCCUCCCCUCCACCAUUCUAGAAGCCCCCCCCCACAACAUACUAAACUACCAGUUCAACGAAAAUUUAAAAAAACUACUGGAAAACAACCAGCUCCUGUCGAGUAUAUAGUAUACAUGCCUGGGAGGGGGGCAUUCCGGACUAAUAUCCACAAAUUUUUCAUCAGAUUUAAGCUAUAAUUUUUACUUUUUUACUGGGAAAUCUGUUGCUUUACAACAAACUAGUGUUUUAUAUUAAUAACUUCUUCAGAAAAAUAAAACUUUUCUUUUCAGCUCUUCGAAGGACAGCGAGUUCGAGCCCAAGAAAAAGAAGUCGAAGCGAGAUAAGGGGUGAGAAUUCGAAAAAAAUACAGCUCAAAUUUAUUGAUUUUUCUUAGCUCGGCGAAAUCGGCGGCUCCCACGACCAAAGCCGCCUUGAAGGCCUACGAUGCUCCGGCUUCGUCUGGAUCCCCCACUAAAGUGAUCAUUUUCAGAAUUUGAUGUGAAAUGAUUGGCAAGAAAAGAGAAAUUUCAAGUAGACUUGUCUCUUUUUCAUGCUACAUCUCUACUCAUUUUCAAAUAGAAACCCUAAAAAUUGGUUGUUUUUUAGAAGCUCCGCAACACUUGGCUGCUUGAUUCGGAUUCCGAGGCUUCGGAUACCGAAAAACCUGCCGGCCCGGAACUUACCCUGAAACUCAAGAGAGAAGAUGUGGAGGUUCGAUAAAUAUUCCAGAAAAAAUCCGAAUAAAUAUAUGUUAUUCUAGGAUCCCUCCCACAACUCUGCUCCUUCCUCCUCCAAGAGGGACAAGGAAAAGGAGAAGGAGAAGAAAAAGGAGCGCAAGUCCAAGGAAAAUCACUCUUCGAGCAGCCAUCAUGAGAAGAAGCACGAGGAGAAAGGUACGAGAAAAUAGAGAUUUUUUGAUGAUAAAUUUUUUAAUUUUCCAGCUGCCAAGGAUUGGAGCGUCGUCGGAAUGGCUCAGCAGCCUGAUUCGAGCUUGAUCAUCCUGAUGAACAACUCGAAAACCGAGGAACGCCGUCAGCUGUCCCCUGAGGGUUGGUCUUGUUAAGAUUUUUUUUUCGCUUAGGAACGCUAGAUUGGUCCCUAUAGGAGCGACCUUAAGAUCCCCUUAGAGGUUUCCCAAUACCUAAGUUUUACCCCUAUAGGGGCUCUUUUUUUGAAAGGCUGCUUCCUAAGGAUCUUUAUAGGGAUCACUUUAGAAUUCUCAAAUGAGUCUUUUAAAAUGCGAGUCAGUACUUGGAAACUCCAGAGGGGUCCCUACAGGGCCUUUGGAGGACCCCCUCUAGGGAUCACUAAAUCUUGAAAAGGGGCUCUCAAAAGAGCUGUUUUUUCCCCCUAACCCCUAUAGGGGGCACUCUGGCGUUCCUAAGGGUAGAAGCAUUUUCAUGGGAACACCAUUUAUGGUUAUGGUAUUAACUGUACAGGAAAUUGCUAAUUCGCGUGAAUUUCGGUAAUUUUUAGAAGAUUAGCCCUGGAGCAUGUUCUGUGGGAGUAGAAGAGCUUUCCAAUUCGUUAGGAUUUUUUCUAACCCGAGAGUUUUGAAAUCAUUUUGGCGGCUUAAAAACACUUUUUCAGAAUUGGAGCGUGAUUUCUUCAAGUUUAAGGAAUUUUGUUUGACUUGCUUGCUAAAAUUUCAACGUUCGAAAGUUUUAAAGCUAUCUUUCUGAUUUUUGACGUGUUUUUAAGUCGUAUAUGCUUGAAAAUGGACUCUGAAGCGUUUUUUUUGUGGAUUUCUGAGUGUUUUGAGGAGAAGAAUUGUGUUCAGAAGUUUUGAAAAAUAGAUAAUUUGGAAUCUGAAAUUUUUUAAAGCUAGAAAGAGCUGAAAAAACUGGAAAAAUUCUUUCAGAAGCCUUCAAACUCAACUCGUGGGGCUUUUGCAAGUACCUGAUCGAUCGUGUUGUUUUCUGA